CGGGAGCAGUCAUGUGACAGCAGCUGUCUAUAAUACAGUGUGUGCGGUGCGGGCGCUGCUGCUGUGUCGGGUCGGGUAGUGGUGUUGGGACAGAGCGGGACGAUGCAGCCGGCGCUGGUGGUGUGGGCUCUCCUCCUGUCCGUGUGUGGCCUGAGCCUAGCACAGGAUGUGCCCCCGUAUACAGAGGAUUGCAGAAAUGACUCUUACCCUCCCUCUGGACCUACAUUCAAAGGAAAUGUGCCAUGGUAUACCGUAGAUCUGGAUCAGCCACCCUCUGAAAGAUGGCAGAAGUUAGUAAGCGAUAAGAAAGAACCGCUAACAUUGCUUAUUCAGCAUAUUAAGAAACUGGCAUCAUCUUUUAGUCCAAAACUUGUUGACAUUGUGGAUACAAAACUGCCUUUCAUCAUUGGAAAACUUCCAUCCUCAUUUGGUGAAGAAAUGAAAGGUGUCGCAGAUGCAUCUGGAGUUCCACUAGGGGAGAUAAUGUUGUUUAACAUCUUCUAUGAGAUAUUCACUGUCUGCACAUCGGUCGUGGCAGAGGAUACAUCUGGGGCACUACUCCAUGCCAGAAACAUGGAUUUUGGAUUAUUUCUUGGCUGGGAUGUGAAGAACAAUUCCUGGAUGGUCACUGAGCUGCUCCAGCCUCUGGUCGUCAAUGUGAAAUUCCUGAAAAAUAAUGGAACCAUUUUCAUGGCUACGAGCUUUGCCGGAUACAUUGGGAUAUUAACAGGAUUGAAGCCUGGGGUCCUGACUCUGACCAUGAAUGAGCGCUUCAGCCUUGAUGGAGGGUACAUCGGGGUGUUGGAGUGGAUCAUUGGAAUAAGACAUGGGGCUUGGAUGAGUUUUCUCACAAGAAGCGUACUUGAGAACGCGACCAGUUAUGAAGAAGCUAAAAACCUUCUAUCAAAAACAGAGAUGCUUGCCCCAGCGUAUUUCAUACUGGGAGGUAAUAAGACCGGAGAGGCCUGUGUAAUCACGCGCGCCAGGAAGUCCUGCGUCGAUACUUGGGAGCUUGGCACUCAGAAAGGUGAGUGGUAUGUCCUAGAGACAAACUAUGACCACUGGAAGCCUCCGCUGCCCAUUGAUAACAGAAGAGCACCAGCCAUGAAGUGCAUGAAUAGAAUUGGCCAAAAGAAUAUAUCAUUUGCAACAAUCUAUGAUGUGCUUUCCACCAAGCCUGUCCUUAAUAAGCUUACCACAUACACAACAAUGAUGUCCGUUUCUGAAGGCAAGUUGGAGACUUAUCUCCGGGACUGCCCAGAUCCCUGCGUACCUUGGUGAAGAGGAUACGUGUGAUGGCAGCGGGCCUGCAUCCCAGAACCCCCUUCGCAUUUACCACAGAAGUACAGGGAAUCCCACCGGUGGAACUGCUUGUGUUGGAUGGAUUAUUGGUUAUCUGGAGGCAGCUCUUGUGAUUCUGUUCUUGGCAAACUGAACUAAUGAAAGCUUUGUGGGGGUCUCUCUAAUAAUUGUCCCCCUACUAAAACUUUAUUUUUUUAAGUAAAUGAUCUUUAUUACAAUCCGAAUACAGAAAACUGAGUAAAAAUACUAAUGUACAAGAAAUACAGUGAUCUUGUUCUAACAA
This is a messenger RNA of Pseudophryne corroboree (corroboree frog), 1585 nucleotides long. RefSeq names its product N-acylsphingosine amidohydrolase 1 (gene ASAH1). The record is from RefSeq and is a predicted model, not a curated record. Gene Ontology annotation, biological process: fatty acid metabolic process. Gene Ontology annotation, cellular component: lysosome. The transcript is spliced from 14 exons. NCBI's taxonomy places the organism in Eukaryota, Metazoa, Chordata, Amphibia, Anura, Myobatrachidae. Gene Ontology annotation, molecular function: N-acylsphingosine amidohydrolase activity; fatty acid amide hydrolase activity. The coding region runs from base 103 to 1281 and encodes 392 amino acids.